Molecule: messenger RNA, 1314 nt
Organism: Effrenium voratum
Lineage: Eukaryota; Dinophyceae; Suessiales; Symbiodiniaceae
Source: the annotation of a GenBank genome assembly
AUGCCCAAGGUCGUCCAAACUGCUCGGCCGCUUUACGAGAUCACCUCGCCUCUCUCCGCUCCACUGGCAGCGCUGCCGCAGGCGCUGUUUCCAAACGUGGAGGUGUCCACCAGUACUCAGUUGCUGCUUCUCACGUGGGCACGCUGGGGUCGCAACGCCUGCCGCAUCAAGCGGGAAGAGACGAUCAAAGAGAUGCAGCACAGGCGCUUCCCAAGAAGCCCUCCGCCAAAGCCUGUGCCGCUGUCUCCGCAGCCCACACCGCGAGCUCCGCCCAGAGGUGAAUCCCCUGCCGAGUCGGCUGCCGAGUCGCCCUCACGCCUUGCCGGCGCUGCAGCUUGGCGCGCCGGCGGCCAACUAGGCAUGGGCACCACGGUGCACUCCCGCGAAGGCGGGAGUCCCGGGCGUGCGGCCUUUGACCUCGCGGACCUCCGAGAGGAGCAGCGGGACUCCAUGGCUGAGCAGGGCGCCAGGAUGAAGCUCACACGGGGGCUCGGUGGCAGUGCUGCCCAAGCACACAGCCGCGGAACGCCUGGCUUCGGCCUUGACACGCCGGGCUUCCCGGGGGCCAGCGGCGCUGCCUCGGCGGAUGCCUCCGUAGCCAGCUCCGGGGUGGCCUCGCCAGUCACGAAGGGCGGACAGAUGUCCCCGUGGCUGCUAGAGGCCGAGGCGCUCUGUGAAGAGGAGACAGAGGACGAAGGCUCACCCGGUGGAGGCGGCUGGGGCUUCGAGCCUGAGACUGACACGCUUCUCAUGCUCGAGCAGGAGAUCCUCGGAAAACGAGGCACCACACAGGCUCCAGUGAAGGAUCAGCAGGAGGAGGACAAGCCAGUCUUGGAUGAAGAUGAGCUUGAACGCGUGGAAGUGUUUGAGGAGAGCCCGACCAAGAAGAACGUUCAGGGAGCGUCAGACCGACUUCAACAAUUGGCUGAGCCUCGACCGCCGCAGGAGCCUUCCUACUCAGCAUUUGAGUAUGUCGUUGGGGAGAAAGUGUCCUACUACUCCUCCUCCCACGGAGCAUGGAUGCCAGCUCGCAUUGUGGAGAGGAAGAGCAGGACUGUCUACAUCAUAGACAAGCAGAUGCGGGGUUGCCUGGCCAAGGUGCGUGCUUCAGAACUUGUGUCAGAAGCGGAAGAACGGACCAACCACGUUCUACGUGCUUUCACUGUGCUGGAGACGCGGCAGCGACCGUCGAGUGCCAUGUCAAGCACCCGAGCAAGCUCCCGGCCACAGUCUCCCGCACCUGCAGCAACAAAGCUUCCAGUGAGCCGAGGAAAGAUUGUGAGGCACGAUUUCAGCGACGAUGAGGAUGAUUGA